Nematostella vectensis (starlet sea anemone) is the source of this 2639-nucleotide messenger RNA. RefSeq names its product Krueppel-like factor 3. Gene Ontology annotation, biological process: regulation of transcription by RNA polymerase II. The transcript is spliced from 8 exons. The coding region runs from base 56 to 838 and encodes 260 amino acids. NCBI's taxonomy places the organism in Eukaryota, Metazoa, Cnidaria, Anthozoa, Actiniaria, Edwardsiidae. Gene Ontology annotation, molecular function: RNA polymerase II cis-regulatory region sequence-specific DNA binding; DNA-binding transcription factor activity, RNA polymerase II-specific. The record is from RefSeq and is a predicted model, not a curated record.
GGUGCUUUGUGCGCUCGGGUGUGGUCAUUACGUCUCCUUUAGUUCACAGAGCAAAAUGGCGUCGAGCGAGCAAGGAACCACUCACACUAGAACGAUACAAAAACGCGCCAAGAAAACGCAAGACCAAGCCUGCCAAUUCGAUGCCUCGCUGCUAGAAGAGGAAACUGCCACGUGCGAAGCUUGCAGUCAAAUUUCAUGCUCAAGAGAUGCCUUACAGAAUUGUUAUUCACAACCUCAUGUUAUCCAGCUUGACCCUGAUGGCCAUGUGCAAAGAACCACUGUCAUCAGAGUGGUCCCAGCAGAUGAUGAAGACUACAAGGCACAUCUGUUAGAAUUCGGUCAAGCUCAGUCUGAGUCACCUACUCGAUAUGGAGGAAGCCGAUGCAAUGGUGCAGAAAGUCCGACAACUGUUAUUGUAUCCCCUGGGGACCAUAUAAAAGAAGAGUACAUGUUACCUCACGAGGAUCCCUACCAACCUGCACUAUCACCACACAUGCUUUCUGACGAUGGUGAUAGUCCCACAAUGGUUAAAGAUGCUCGACGGUCCUCAGAAUUGAAGUCUGAUGGCAUGAAAAGAAGGAGAAUCCAUAAGUGCGACUAUGAAGGCUGUACUAAGGUCUACACAAAGAGCUCGCACCUCAAAGCACACAGAAGAACACAUACCGGAGAAAAGCCAUACAAGUGCUCAUGGGAGGGGUGCAGUUGGAGAUUCGCUCGGUCAGAUGAACUCACUAGACACUAUCGCAAACACACGGGUGCAAAGCCUUUUAAGUGUGUGCACUGUGAUCGCUGUUUCUCACGCUCUGAUCACUUGUCACUACACAUGAAGCGUCACUGAAUAAUCCUGAGGAAUGCUGCAGCUCAUAGUUGCUGAGGGUGUGAUGCACCCAGGACACUCUGCUUGGGGCACAGCACCAGCCGGCCCUGCCUCAGGUGCCUGGUGCACUAACAUAUGGAGUUAUCUCAAGACAGCUGACAAUACAGCUUACCUUAAGCAAUGAGCCCUCUUUAUGCUGUGCAACUUUAAUUUUUGUUUUAAAUAGGGAAAACUAUUUCCACUGUAUAUAGCACGAGUCCCUGAUGGCUACGGGUGUGGCUUUGUACAGGGGGGGUACUGUAAAAGUGUGACAAUAACACGGGUGCCCUCAUAAGGGUGUGGCACCCGUGGGCUUGCAGAGGGGAAUUGUAAUAUUCAGCUUUUUUACCCUACUUAGUAUGCCAAUUAAUAGCACCUAUAAUAAUGCAAAGAAUGCCUCUCCACUCUCAAAGGGCUAAAUACUUUUGUCUGAUUUUCUAUUAUUUUUAUCCAGAAUUAUUCAAUUGCCGUGGAUGAGUUUAAAAUCAGCCUUUUAUGCAUAAAGUUGGGAGGUGUUCUUUCUAUUUAGUUACCAUUACUGCACAUUAAUAAGGUUGCAGGGAGACACUGUGGCUCUUCUUACAUCCCUGAACCUCACACUGACAGGCCUUUUACUAGUCUCUCUUGCAGCUGUUCUAGUGCCGACUAGCGUGACUAAUCAUGAACGGUUACAGGGGAGACUACCCAUUUACUUAGAACAUGGAUUAAUCACCAAGCUUUUAACUAUAGCAAAUGCUCAUUUUAUCACCAAACAUUAAAGAAAAUGCUUGUUUCUAAAGCACCUAGUUUCAAUUAAUUGCCCUGUUUCCUAAGCCACAAGCACAUGGGUGAUUACAAGCCUGACAUUUACAGCCAUGCAACCAAAUCCUUUCUAGUCAUGAAUGCUAAAACCACUGAAAGUCUUACUGGUAUUCACUUGCUACUGUUUUAUAAAUUAGCUCUCAUUAGUAACUAUAAAAUAAGUCUCCAGCUUCUAAUAAGACCUAGUUAAGACCCCUGUGGGACCAAAAAGCUAAGAAGCCUAGGUGGGUAUUUACAGCAAUUUCAUUCUUAUAGUUAUGGUGACCAGGCACAUAUUAAUUUCUCCACUGUAAAGGCUAGGGUUUUUCCCAAAAAUGUGCAUACAAAUAUAGCUAAUUAAUUGUUUUUAAAGCUUCACAUACUAAAGAGUAUUUGUCAGGGAAAUGAAGGGUAAAUGAAGGCUGUAUUUCAGGGAUUUGCAGGAGUAAUGUGUAACUAAUGGGCCAUGUCUUGCAAAACCUGCAAGACAACAUGAAAAUUCAACUUUGAAUUGCUCCUUUUAAAGCAAUUUCAGGUUGUUGCUUAACUUGUUAGAAUGUAUUUUGAAGUGUUUAUUCAAUAUUUGUUUUCCUGAAAAAAAAUAGCAAGAUCUUUAAGAAAAGAAGCUGUUUUGUCUGGGCUGUAUUUGAGAGGCGCAGUCCAUGUACAUUGGGGUUAAAGGGCUUUCAAUACCAGGUUUUCUAAUCAUGUAAAUGGAUUACGCUGUAGCAAGUGUUAUAGAAAUGAAAGGCCUAGUUUAGACGCUGUUUGAUGGGAAGAUCAGCAUCUAGACUGCCUAAGUGGCACAUUUUGUAAUUCCUGCUAGACUGUUCCCCAAUGUAGUUCAUAGCUGAUUGUGCAAAUGGAAGUGCUUUGACAGGUUAUGGUAGUGAUUUUCACUUUUUAUUUAGUUCCAGUGAUUUAUGUAUUACUUAUCCACAGCUAAGAAAAUAUCAAUUAUUGAAGGAUCAUAUCUAAAUAAAAAGGAAUUAAGAACUGAAAA